Messenger RNA from Cannabis sativa, 1030 nucleotides. RefSeq lists its product as uncharacterized. The record is from RefSeq and is a predicted model, not a curated record. Lineage: Eukaryota; Viridiplantae; Streptophyta; Magnoliopsida; Rosales; Cannabaceae. The coding region runs from base 488 to 832 and encodes 114 amino acids. The transcript is spliced from 4 exons.
UUUCUUUCCAUUUUAUAUAUAUAUAGCCCAAGAUAUUAGUCCCGAUUUGGAAAAAGUUAAAAAAUACCAUUUUCUUUAUAUAUUAAUCAAAUUUACCUUCCUAUCAAAUUUAAUUUAAAUAUACCUCUUAGUUGUAGUGAAAAUAUAGAUGGGCUGCUUGGGCCUGCACUGAAAUUGGGCCUUAACUUUAAUCACCGCCGAAGCCACCAACUUUCUUUCGUAAUUUUCUCUUUAUUUUUUUUGAAUGAGCAGGCCGCCUUGAAAUGAAAUCCGACCGUUGCAAAAAUUAUCCCUCUCAUCCCCAAACGGUCACCUCUAAAAAACACAAUCUUCUUCCAUUCCAACGUUAAAUCCCUCCUAAACCUUGUUUUUCUUUCACACCAAUCAUUCUCUCCAUACCCUGUUUUUCCAUUCAACCCCUUAUUAUUUCUUCUUCUUCUUCCUGCUUUGUUUUCAGGUAAACCACACACAGAUAUAAUAAUAAUCAAUGGAGAACAGGGUUGAAAUGCCUAUUGAAAGCCCAAGCGUACCUGAGAAAACAGUUUCCCAGCCAAUCACACCAACCCCAGUUCGUAUCCAAACAGAUCAAAAUACUCACGACUCUCCCAAUUCUGGGAUCGACUUGCGCAAGCCCACCACCCCAGAUCGUCUUAAUGUUCCCAAGGCAUUUAUAUACCCAGAAAGGUAUAGAAGCCCCACUGAUUCGAUGAUGUCCCCUGUAACGAAAAAUCUUCUUGCAAGAACCAGAAAGGGAGCAUCACUUUUGCCACCAAGUAAAAAUCAACUUAAGAUUCAGGAUUUGCUUCUCCCAGAUGUGGCUCUUCUUCAGUGAUUUAAGAUUUUGGGCAUUAUUGUAUCUGAAAGGGUUGUUCUUUUUUCAAAGGGGGUGUUCGUUAAUGUAAUUUAAAUAUAUUUUCUAUUUAUUUAUCAAUAAGAUUCUGCUCAGCAUGUCCCUAUGCUUUGCUUUGUUUAAGAAAUUUGAUUCUUAUAAAUAAAAGCUUGACACUAAAGCAGCUCAGAUUAUAGUUUC